UGAGACCCGGAGCCAGUGUCGCCGAGUAGCGGCGGCGUGUGGGCGUGCUGGCCCCGAGGUCGGUGCCAGCGGGGUCUUCGGGUUUGCGCCGAGAGGUGCGGAAAGAACCUGGGUUCGCCGCCCGCCGCCACCACCUAGCAUGUCGGCCGAGGCCUCGGGCCCGGCGGCGGCCGCGGGCCCGUCGCUGGAAGCCCCGAAGCCCUCGGGUCUCGAACCUGCGCCCGCUGCAUACGGUCCCAGUCCGCUCACCCCGAACAGCAAGUACGUGAAGCUGAACGUGGGCGGCUCGCUGCACUACACCACCUUGCGCACCCUCACGGGGCAGGACACCAUGCUUAAAGCCAUGUUUAGCGGCCGCGUGGAGGUGCUCACCGACGCCGGAGGUUGGGUCCUGAUUGACCGCAGUGGCCGCCACUUUGGUACGAUCCUCAACUACCUGCGGGACGGAUCAGUGCCGCUCCCGGAGAGCACCCAGGAACUUGGGGAGCUGCUAGGGGAAGCCCGCUACUACCUGGUCCAGGGCCUGAUUGAGGACUGCCAGCUGGCCCUGCAGCAAAAAAGGGAGACCCUGUCCCCACUGUGCGUCCUGGGGGACGAGAUCUGCUGCUGGUCCUUCUACGGGCAGGGCCGCAAGAUCGCCGAGGUGUGCUGCACCUCCAUCGUCUAUGCCACGGAGAAGAAGCAGACCAAGGUGGAAUUCCCAGAGGCCCGGAUCUUUGAGGAGACACUGAACAUCCUGAUCUAUGAGACUCCCCGCGGCCCGGACCCCGCCCUCCUGGAGGCCCUCGGGGGCGCUGCAGGCGGUGGUGGGGCCGGCCGCGGGGAGGACGAGGAGAACCGAGAGCACCGCGUCCGCAGGAUCCACGUCCGGCGUCACAUCACCCAUGACGAGCGUCCUCACGGCCAGCAAAUUGUCUUCAAGGACUGACCUCUGCCCCCUGCCUCCUGGAAUUCGGCUGCUCCUGUCCCUGUCCCUUUUGCUCCCCGACCUAUGCCCCGGCUCUGCUGGCCAAGUCGUGGGCCAUCCUCCAGGCCCUCCAUUGCAUGGUGCCCUUUACAUAUGGGCCCUCUCCAUCGGUUCCGCCCCACGGCUGACAACACGGUACAUUCCAGACCCUCCCCCUCAGGCAGAGCCCUUCCGAAGGGAAGGCCGACGUUCACCCAGUUAGGCUGCCCAAGCCUUGUUCCGCCAGCGUCCCGCCCCAGCUGCUGCAGGAUGGCUUCCAGCCCCUUGGCUCGUUUUCCAGUCCGCUGUCCAUGCCAAAGUGUCAGUCCGGCCCUGAGUAACAGCCCCCCCCCCCUUGGCCACCAUCACUCCAUUGUGCAGGGUAGUUUUCCGCUCCUCCCCAGCCCCCAGGUUUUUACCACCUCUUUUAACGUUGUGCUAGGCUGACCAGCUCAGCUCCCCCCUCGACUGGUUCAUAUUAUUUAUUAUUUUAAUUUUCUAUUAAAUUAUUGGAAUAAAGUGGA
Molecule: messenger RNA, 1470 nt
Organism: Echinops telfairi (small Madagascar hedgehog)
Lineage: Eukaryota; Metazoa; Chordata; Mammalia; Afrosoricida; Tenrecidae
Gene: KCTD13
Product: potassium channel tetramerization domain containing 13
Exons: 5
Coding region: 140-928 (262 amino acids)
Biological process (GO): protein homooligomerization; negative regulation of Rho protein signal transduction; protein ubiquitination
Cellular component (GO): Cul3-RING ubiquitin ligase complex
Molecular function (GO): ubiquitin-protein transferase activity; protein binding
Source: RefSeq, a predicted model, not a curated record